CAUUCUCAUCCAAAAAAAAAAUGGUAAAAAUCAAAAAUCGCUACUACGUGAUUCGAAUGCUCACAAAUGAUGGCUCACCACCGACACCAAGAAAAUCGUCGAUUUUUCAAGAACUCAUGAAACUCACGUCGGAAAUGUUUGGAGAUUUUGGAUAUUCUAUUUUGAAAAUGAGCCUUUCGGUUCGAGUUCUCGACGAAGACGUGAUCGUACUCCGAGUGGCCGAAGGCGGAAAUAAAUAUUUUGGAGCAAUUCUUCCAUGUGUUCAUAAAAUUGAUAAGCAGCCAAUGGUCUUGCAGACUAUUUUCAUUGGCAGAAGCAUGAGAUCUUGCGAGAAACGACUCAUCAAAAGCCGCCGAGACGAGCUUCACGAUGCUCUCGGAAAAUGCACAAAAACUGAAACUCGAACCCAACUUCUGGAAGCAAUCCAUCAAAUUUGCGGUCAACCGGCUCGAAUUUUCAGCGACGAGCAGCGCAAGGAUCAGGCAACUACUAGCUGAAAAUCGUCUGGAAAUUUUAAUUUUGUUAUGUAUAAUGCUGCUAACUUUUUUCUGCAAUUUUUAAUUUUUUUUAAAUAAAAAUUUUUU
Messenger RNA from Caenorhabditis elegans, 584 nucleotides. It is a transcript of the gene popl-5, whose product is annotated as Ribonuclease P/MRP protein subunit POP5. Lineage: Eukaryota; Metazoa; Nematoda; Chromadorea; Rhabditida; Rhabditidae. Gene Ontology annotation, cellular component: ribonuclease P complex; ribonucleoprotein complex; nucleolus. The record is from RefSeq and is marked reviewed. The transcript is spliced from 4 exons. Gene Ontology annotation, biological process: tRNA 5'-leader removal; tRNA processing. Bases 21 to 497 code for a protein of 158 amino acids. Gene Ontology annotation, molecular function: ribonuclease P RNA binding.